AAGCAGAAACAGAAGAAUUAAGUGAUUUGAUGAAGAAAGCUCUUAAAUUAUUUAAGCUUAAAACACAAAAAGAAACUUUAACAAAUCAAAUAUAUCAAGAAAUAUUGGAAUUUUUCAAUU
Dentiscutata heterogama is the source of this 120-nucleotide messenger RNA. Lineage: Eukaryota; Fungi; Glomeromycota; Glomeromycetes; Diversisporales; Gigasporaceae. The record is from the annotation of a GenBank genome assembly.